Pongo pygmaeus (Bornean orangutan) is the source of this 1870-nucleotide messenger RNA. RefSeq names its product actin beta (gene ACTB). Lineage: Eukaryota; Metazoa; Chordata; Mammalia; Primates; Hominidae. The transcript is spliced from 6 exons. The record is from RefSeq and is a predicted model, not a curated record. Bases 144 to 1271 code for a protein of 375 amino acids.
UUUAUGGCUCGAGCGGCCGCGGCGGCGUCCUAUAAAACCCGGCGGCGCGACGCGCCACCACCGCCGAGACCGCGUCCGCCCCGCGAGCACAGACCCUCGCCUUUGCCGCUCCACCGCCCGUCCACACCCGCCGCCAGCUCACCAUGGAUGAUGAUAUCGCCGCGCUCGUCGUCGACAACGGCUCCGGCAUGUGCAAGGCCGGCUUCGCGGGCGACGAUGCCCCCCGGGCCGUCUUCCCCUCCAUCGUGGGGCGCCCCAGGCACCAGGGCGUGAUGGUGGGCAUGGGUCAGAAGGAUUCCUAUGUGGGCGACGAAGCCCAGAGCAAGAGAGGCAUCCUCACCCUGAAGUACCCCAUCGAGCACGGCAUCGUCACCAACUGGGAUGACAUGGAGAAGAUCUGGCACCACACCUUCUACAAUGAGCUGCGUGUGGCUCCCGAGGAGCACCCCGUGCUGCUGACCGAGGCCCCCCUGAACCCCAAGGCCAACCGCGAGAAGAUGACCCAGAUCAUGUUUGAAACCUUCAACACCCCAGCCAUGUACGUGGCUAUCCAGGCUGUGCUGUCCCUGUACGCCUCUGGCCGUACCACUGGCAUCGUGAUGGACUCCGGUGACGGGGUCACCCACACUGUGCCCAUCUACGAGGGGUAUGCCCUCCCCCAUGCCAUCCUGCGUCUGGACCUGGCUGGCCGGGACCUGACUGACUACCUCAUGAAGAUCCUCACCGAGCGCGGCUACAGCUUCACCACCACGGCCGAGCGGGAAAUCGUGCGUGACAUUAAGGAGAAGCUGUGCUACGUCGCCCUGGACUUCGAGCAGGAGAUGGCCACGGCUGCUUCCAGCUCCUCCCUGGAGAAGAGCUACGAGCUGCCCGAUGGCCAGGUCAUCACCAUUGGCAACGAGCGGUUCCGCUGCCCCGAGGCGCUCUUCCAGCCUUCCUUCCUUGGCAUGGAGUCCUGUGGCAUUCACGAAACUACCUUCAACUCCAUCAUGAAGUGUGACGUGGACAUCCGCAAAGACCUGUACGCCAACACAGUGCUGUCUGGCGGCACCACCAUGUACCCUGGCAUUGCCGACAGGAUGCAGAAGGAGAUCACCGCCCUGGCACCCAGCACCAUGAAGAUCAAGAUCAUUGCUCCUCCUGAGCGCAAGUACUCCGUGUGGAUCGGCGGCUCCAUCCUGGCCUCGCUGUCCACCUUCCAGCAGAUGUGGAUCAGCAAGCAGGAGUAUGACGAGUCCGGCCCCUCCAUCGUCCACCGCAAAUGCUUCUAGGUGGACUGUGACUUAGUUGCGUUACACCCUUUCUUGACAAAACCUAACUUGCGCAGAAAACAAGAUGAGAUUGGCAUGGCUUUAUUUGUUUUUUUUGUUUUUUUUUUGUUUUGGGUUUUUUUUUUUGGCUUGACUCAGGAUUUAAAAACUGGAACGGUGAAGGUGACAGCAGUCGGUUGGAGCGAGCAUCCCCCAAAGUUCACAAUGUGGCCGAGGACUUUGAUUGCACAUUGUUCUUUUUUUAAUAGUCAUUCCAAAUAUGAGAUGCAUUGUUACAGGAAGUCCCUUGCCAUCCUAAAAGCCACCCCACUUCUCUCUAAGGAGAAUGGCCCAGUCCUCUCCCGAGUCCACACAGGGGAGGUGAUAGCAUUGCUUUCGUGUAAAUUAUGUAAUGCAAAAUUUUUUUAAUCUUCGCCUUAAUACUUUUUUAUUUUGUUUUAUUUUGAAUGAUGAGCCUUCGUGCCCCCCCUUCCCCCUUUUUUGUCCCCCAACUUAAGAUGUAUGAAGGCUUUUGGUCUCCCUGGGAGUGGGUGGAGGCAGCCAGGGCUUACCUGUACACUGACUUGAGACCAGUUGAAUAAAAAUGCACACCUUAAAAA